Neohortaea acidophila is the source of this 1128-nucleotide messenger RNA. Its product is annotated as PQ loop repeat-domain-containing protein. Gene Ontology annotation, biological process: basic amino acid transmembrane export from vacuole. Gene Ontology annotation, cellular component: fungal-type vacuole membrane. The transcript is spliced from 2 exons. The record is from RefSeq and is a predicted model, not a curated record. Bases 1 to 1128 code for a protein of 375 amino acids. NCBI's taxonomy places the organism in Eukaryota, Fungi, Ascomycota, Dothideomycetes, Mycosphaerellales, Teratosphaeriaceae.
AUGUAUCCACCAACCGGAGGCUACGACCUCGAUAUCGAGGCUCUAAGCGGAAUCUGCGGCUCCAUCAGCAUUGCAUGCUGGGUGGUCGUCUUCUCUCCUCAGAUCAUUGAGAACUUCCGACGGAGCUCCGCGAAUGGCUUGUCCAUGACUUUUCUAGUCAUCUGGCUGCUGGGCGAUCUGUUCAAUAUCAUUGGAGCCGUGCUGCAGGGCGUUUUGCCGACAAUGAUCAUCCUGGCCGUCUAUUACACAUUUGCCGACAUUGUGUUGAUUGUGCAGUGCUUGUACUAUCGCGGAUUCACUUUCCGCAAUUUGACAGGGCGGAAGGACGUCGCAGAUACUCUAGACGCGGCCUCGGAAAGAUCGCCGCUCCUGGCGAAUGGCAACCAGAAUGGCAGCCAGAGCGCAACUGAGCGUAAUGCCCUGCCACGCAUUACUUCGCAGGACCGAUUUGCGAGUCUCGACGGUUCCCACCAUCUCUCCCCAGCCACACCGAUGCAUCCGCAGCGCAAAGACGCGGAGAACGCGGCUGCGCUGAAGCCUUCGAAGCCGCGGACCUGGACCCAGGCCAUCCUAUUUAACAGCACAGCCAUUAUCUUGGUCGUGCUCGCUGGCAUUGCGGGAUAUUUCCUCAGUCCAUCAGCGCCGGAGCGUCGCAAUGGCAAGACACCAGCAGACGAGCAGACCGCAUCCCUUCAUUUUAGCCUCUGGGGGCAAAUCUUCGGAUACGUUUGCGCGGCUCUAUACCUCAGCUCGAGAAUGCCACAGAUCCUGCUCAACUACCAACGGAAAUCCACCGAAGGCCUGAACGCUCUGUUCUUCAUCUUCGCCUGCAUCGGCAACCUGACUUUCGUGUGCAGCAUUCUGGCCUUCAGCCCGUUGUGCAGCAAACACUAUCGCGGUCAUUGGCAUGAAAGCACUUGCAAAGAGGGCGAGGCGGCCGCCAUCUACUGGCGCUAUUUUAUGGUCAACCUGAGCUGGCUGAUUGGAAGCGCUGGCACGCUCGGUCUCGAUUUUGCCGUGUUUGUGCAAUUCUUCUUGUACAGAAACAACGUGGAGGGCUCCGAACAGGCCGUCGAGAGUGCAUCGGAAAUCUCGCCUGACAUGGGGAGACCGCACGUGACGACGUAG